Molecule: messenger RNA, 5190 nt
Organism: Lepus europaeus (European hare)
Lineage: Eukaryota; Metazoa; Chordata; Mammalia; Lagomorpha; Leporidae
Gene: WTIP
Product: WT1 interacting protein
Exons: 8
Coding region: 1-1326 (441 amino acids)
Biological process (GO): cytoskeleton organization; positive regulation of miRNA-mediated gene silencing; response to hypoxia
Cellular component (GO): adherens junction; P-body; nucleus
Molecular function (GO): transcription corepressor activity
Source: RefSeq, a predicted model, not a curated record
AUGCAGCGCUCCCGGGCGGCCGCGGACGAGGCGGCCCUGCUCCUGGCCGGGCUGGCCCUGCGGGAGCGGGAGCCCGAGUCCGGCGGCGACUCUCCGGGCCGCGGGCGGCGGGGGCCGAGGCCCGGGCCGGGAGACGAGGCGGCGCCAGCGCUGGGCCGCAGAGGGAAGGGCGGCGGCGGCGUUGGCCCCGAGGCUGGGGCGGACGGACCGAGCCGCGCGGAGAGGGGCCCCCGGCGCGCGGCGGCCCCGGAGCUCAGCGCGCAGCCGGCAGGCAGCCCGCGGGCUAGCCUGGCGGGCUCCGACGGCGGCGGCGGCGGCGGCGGCGGCGGUGGCGGCGGCGGCAGCGCGCGCUCCAGCGGUAUCAGCCUGGGCUACGAUCAGCGCCACGGCAGCCCGCGCUCCGGCCGCUCGGACCUGCGUCCCGGCCCCGGGCCGCCGUCGGGGGGCAGCGCCCGCUCCAGCGUGUCCAGUCUCGGCUCCCGCGGCUCCGCCGGCGCCUACGCCGACCUGCUGCUGCCUGGCGCCGGCCCCGCGCCGGCUCGCUCCCCGGAGCCCGCGGGGCCGGCCCCCUUCCCUCUGCCUUCGCUGCCGCUGCCCCCGGGCCGCGAGAGCGGGGCGAGCGCGGCCGAGCGGCGGCUGGAGGCGCUCACCCGGGAGCUGGAGCGGGCGCUGGAGGCGCGCACGGCGCGGGACUACUUCGGCAUUUGCAUCAAGUGCGGGCUUGGCAUCUACGGAGCGAGGCAGGCGUGCCAGGCCAUGGGGAGCCUGUACCACACCGACUGCUUCACCUGUGACUCCUGUGGGCGCCGGCUCCGCGGGAAGGCCUUCUACAGCGUGGGCGAGAAGGUGUACUGCCAGGAGGACUUCCUGUACUCCGGGUUCCAGCAAACAGCCGACAAGUGCAGUGUGUGUGGACACCUCAUCAUGGAGAUGAUCCUGCAGGCCCUGGGCAAGUCCUACCACCCGGGCUGCUUCCGGUGCUCCGUGUGCAACGAGUGCCUGGACGGGGUGCCCUUCACGGUGGACGCGGAGAGCAACAUCUACUGCGUCAGAGACUACCACACGGUUUUCGCACCAAAAUGUGCCUCCUGUGCCCGUCCUAUCCUCCCUGCACAGGGCUGUGAGACGACCAUCCGUGUGGUAUCCAUGGACAGGGACUACCAUGUGGAGUGUUACCACUGUGAGGACUGCGGGCUGCAGCUGAGCGGGGAGGACGGACGCCGUUGCUACCCACUGGAGGGCCACCUGCUGUGCCGCCGCUGCCACCUGCGGCGCCUCCGGCCUGGCCCGCUGCCCUCGCCCACAGUGCACGUCACCGAGCUCUGAGCAGGGUGUGGAGGAAGGGCUAGACGGGGCCCAGGUCCCUGUCAGGGCGGGCCUGGCCGCCUCCACCCCCCACACCCCCAGCUGCUGUCCUGUCUGCGGGGGCCGGACCCCCGCGGUGAAGCUACUUCUAUUUAUUCACCAUUUGUGCCUCCUCCAGUUGCUUUCCUCUGGGACCUGCUGUCUCCCCCCACACCCAUGGCCGGCUCUCCUGAGACCCCCGCAUGCCCCCUGCAGACGUGGGUGACGGGCAGCGGCCUCAGCCCAGCCCCCAUGGCCUCCCUGUUCAGAGGGCGCCUGGGGCCCUGGGUGGAUGGCCCUGGAUUUCUGGGGUGUCUCCGAAAGCAGGGGUGGUGGGCGGCACGUGUGUGUGCGUGUGUGUGCGUGUCGGCUGGCCGUGGGUGCCUUGUUUGGUACUGGGGGCCCGGCCUGUGGGCGCUGUGCGAUUCAGCCUUGUCAACCACAGUUCCCACCCCGCUGCUCGCUCCCCUGGCCCCGACUCGGGGGCUGUGCCCCCCCAACGCCCGGCUGAGACGCACCUGCCCUGCAGAGUCCCCGCUGGCUCCGGGUCUGGGUCAGGAGGGGCCUCGAGGCUGGGAAAGCCCCGGCCGUGUGCACUGGGUCCUGGGCUCUAUGACAAAAGGAUAGGAUCUGACUUAAAUUAAGUUUUCCUGCGAGGAGAUUUUCAUUUUCUUAAAAAGAAUAUAGUUUUCUUCUAAGAACUUGGGCCAAGGUUGUUGUUCCUGAAGAAAGCCACCGUGGACUCCUGAGCGUCCAACUCGUGGGGCCCGUGGCUGACGUGCAGAUGGCAAGAACGCCGCGCUCGGUAUUUUUGUAUAAAUGCCUCCAAAAUCCCGGUGUGUGUCUGCCUCUCAGACUCCAGGCUGGGGUGUCUGCGCGCGUCACCGCCUCACAGCCGUGGCGAAUACAGCGCCACUGGGUGCCGGCCCCAUGGCACGUGCGCUUGUGGGCGGGCCCUGGCCGGGACGAGCCGUCACCGUGGUUUUUGCCCGAAGUCUGCUUGUUCUCGUGAGUGCCCUGCCCCCUGUUGGUUACGGCUCUUGCCCACCCCCCACCCCCCGCUCCCCGCCGAGGCUGGUCUCCACGGGUGAGCAGGUGCAAGAAGUUCUUUCCUUGGAUCCGAAGCUGGGUCCUGUCCAGGAGGUAGCAGGGGCUUCAGGUGUGGCCACUCUGAGAGGUGGGGGGCUCCAGGAGAGCCCUGGAUAGGGACUGAGCAUGCGUGUAGGAGUGGGGGUAGCACAUCUCUGGAGGACUGGCCCCCAUGGUGUGUGGCCAUGGGAUCUGUCCGCCUUGGGAGGGGAGCGUGUGUGCACACUUGCCCUGGGGGACCGUGCAGACUGCUGGGAGCAGGCCUGGGGGGGGACUCCAAGAUGGGAGAGUGACCUGCUGUAGGGUUGGGGGGAAGCUCACCAGGUCCCUGGUUUCUGGACAGAGACCCCAGGGAGUGUCUGGGGCCCUGGAGGACCCAGCUGCUCUCCUUCCAUCCGUGUGGGCUGCCCUCCAGAAGCCUGGGGGUGGUCACAGUGGACUUCUGCAGCCCAACAGAGGCUGGCCCUAGGGGACAGGGGUCCCCCCUGCGCCUCCCGGGGCUGCAGCGCCGGGUCCUGGUACAGCUGGUGUGCGGAGGAAGUGUUCAGCAGGGCUGUUUGCGUGCCUGGCACGUGCUCACCUGUCCCCCAGCCAAUCAUCCGCACACCCCACACCCAGUGCGUUCUCUCCAUCUGCUGUGCAGAUGGCCCUGCCCUGCCUGCUGCUCACACGACUGCCCAGGACUGCACCUGGGGGACACGGCCGGCUCACAGGGCAGCCAGGGAGGCGGGCGGUGUCAGAGAACCCUUGGGCUGCUCCUGCCUGAGAGAGCUUUGGGUAGAGGAGCGGGGCCGGCCCUGUGGUUUUGGGAGGAUGGCGGUCACUGGUGGGAAGACGUGGGAUUGCACCUUCCUCUCCGUGGGGACAGGGUCUGCGCCUGCAGUGGCCACAGCUGGCCCAGCCCCCCGCCCAGCAUCUGGCUCCGAAGGAGCAGGUAAAUGCUGAUGGGAUGACGCGGUCAUGGCAGUCAACCUCGCAGAUCACUGGCGAGUGCGGAAGUACCGCUCAGGGAGGGUGAGCCCCUGCCCCGCCUUUGGAGAAAGUACAGCGUGCGGUGCCCCUGUGUCCAGCUGCGUGGGCCCUGCGUGGGGCGGCGGGGCGUGCUGCAGAGGGGACACGGGAUCGACACAGGGGCCGCAGUGAGGUCCCCGCAGGGGCGCGAGCAAGUCAGCCUGUUUUCUGAGUUGGGCCGCUGCUUGAGCUGCAGGCCCUCUGUGCCCAGGACCCCAGGGCAUGUCCACGUUGGGCAGGUGCCCAGGGCCUGCUGCAGGGACCCCGGCCAGGCCCUGGUCUUCAGCCUGCAGAAACGUGGCCUCACUCCUUGCCCCUCCUCCAUGUGAGCUCGUUGGCCACAGUUGCCCUGGGCCUCCCUGCUGCCGGCCCAGGGGGAGGCUCCUGAGUCACUUCCCCCACCCCACACGCUGCACACCGGAGCUGAGCUCCUCCUCCUGGGCCCGUGGAGCCGCCGUCUCCUUUUUCUUUUCCAGUUUCACAUUCAGGAAUGUCUAUACAGGUGCCUCAAAAACCCUGUGGGAAAAAGGCGAAAUAAAAAGGCAUUUAUUUUGAUGCAAAAAAAUUGAAAUCACGUAGUUUUUCCUAGCACAUGUUUUCCACGAGCUUUUUGAAGACCGGGUAUGUGCAUGGAUUUGAAAAACUUGUCUUUUAAUUCCACUUUUUAUUGUGAAAAAGUAUUUUAAGACAAAUGGAAAACUGAGCAAGUUUCAUUUAGCAAAGUACACCCCAAAGGAAGUCACAGUACAAAGGAAGUCAGGCCUCACCAACCCCCACAGGAUUAGCAUCGUGCCACAACUCUCAAAACGGACUUUUCGAAAGCUGGAACUUAACCUAAAAGAUUUCAGGGGCCGGCGCUGUGGUGUAGUGGGUUAAGCCGCCACCCGUAAUGCUGACGUCCCAUAUGGGCGCCGGUUCGAGUCCCAGCUGCUCCACUUCUGACUGAGCUCUCUGCUGUGGCCUGGGAAAGCAGUAGAAGGUGGCCCAAGUGCUUGGGCCCCUGCACCCACGUGGGAGACCCCGAAGAAGCUCCUGGCUUUGGAUCGGCACAGCUCCGAUAGUUGCAGCCAACUGGAGAGUGAACCAGCAGUUGGAAGACCUCUCUCUCGCUCGCUCUCUCUCUCUGCCUCUCCUUCUCUCUCUAGAACUCUGCCUUUCAAAUAAACCUUUAAAAAAAUAAAACACCUUAAAGAUUUUAAAUGAAAACAGAAACUAGAAUGAACAAACACGAGAGACAUCUCUGAACUGGGAGAUCCAGCACCUCCGAGUUCUCCAGAAAAGUCUCCCCAAGGCGUGCGUGCGCGUGGUGCGGCGGGGGACCUCUAAACGUUGAUCGGGAGCGGCGGGACAUAGUUUUAGUUUACUCAGAGUAGUCUGCAUGAGAAGACACUUUAAAGAGGUCAUUCUUCAAUCCGGAUUUCACAAACUCCUGGUGCAAAAGGGGUCCCACCAGCUUCCUCUAGGGCAGUAACCGCUCUCCACGGCUCGCUGGCUGCCCUGUGGAAAUUUGAUUGAAAUAACUCGAAUGCUUCUACAACACUGGUCACCCCGCCCUGCUGUUCUGUCCGCUGUCGCCAGCGCCGUGACAGCCACUCCGUGAUCAGCUCCCCUGGCCUGCCUCUGGCUGCCCUCUGCUGUGGGUUCAGGAAGAGUCUGUGUGUCCGUGCUGCCCACUGGCCCUGUCUGCACACUGCCGCCACGGCGUCCUCGUGGGCGGCCAGCUCCACGUCAGCUUCACCCGUCCCU